UUUUCCAGUGUUGCGGAGCUGUCCAUGGCGGCCGCGGCGCGAGACCGGCGGCGAAGGGGCCGCGCUCUCGGGGCUGCCUCCGCCGCUGCCGCGGAAGACGACGGGGAGGAGCACCACCUCAACCCCUUCCUCUCGGACGCGGCGCCGACGUCUUCGAGAGUCCAGUUCAGGAACGUGGCGUCGCGGGCGCGGUGGGUGGAGGAGGCCGGCGCGGCGGAGGUGUUGGACAACAAGGGGAAGCUCUGGCUGACCACCGGCGUCACACGGGGCGGCAGGCUCUACUACAAUGUCGAGGAGAUCGGGUUUUUGGCAGAAAGAGGGGCAUUGAUUUUUCUCGAUGAUGAGGGUGCGACAAUAGGAAUGGAAGAAAUCUAUGGAAAGAUUGCAGGAGGAAAAUAUGGGUGCUCCUGGGAUGCCUUUCAGGCUUACAAACACUUGAAGUUGCUUGGCUACAUUAUCGGACGAUAUGGUGUCCCCUGGACAAUGAAGCAUAGCCCUACUUGUGAAACCACUGAUUCCCUCGAGGGUAUGCCUGACACUGACCAGAGCUUCAAUAGAGCCAAUGGUGUCCGCAAUGGCAUCACGAAAUUGCUCGGAGAAAUGCACAUAGAUGGGUUACAUCCAUCCUUUGAAGUGUAUCUACCAAAUAACAAAUUUAGAAAGUCAUCCCCUGGAGCCCCUUGUUUCCUCCUAUCUAUGCUAAGAGACAAACCACCAUCAAGGGAUGAACUGGAAACCAUCGAAAGCAAGUGUGACGGCAUUCCUCUUAAAUUUUGUCAAGUUGAUAAUGGACGUGUCAGCUUUCUCUCCUUCGACAAAGUUCUACUUCCUAGUUUGCCCUGACAGAUAGCAGCAGAAAUGGUUGUUAUUUUUCACUUAUUCUGAACUUCUUAUCUUGUAAAGGCAUGACCUCAAUUUGCAUUAGGAUGUAUACUCAGUGCCAUGAACGACAGCCUAAGACAACCCCAUGAAUCAGUUAGUUCACAGAAUGGCUUGUCUUUUUCAGCAGCAAAUUGAUGAAUCGUUUCAAUGGACAACAAGCGUUUCUAUUG
Messenger RNA from Triticum dicoccoides, 1052 nucleotides. RefSeq lists its product as uncharacterized. Gene Ontology annotation, biological process: tRNA-type intron splice site recognition and cleavage. Bases 25 to 843 code for a protein of 272 amino acids. The record is from RefSeq and is a predicted model, not a curated record. Lineage: Eukaryota; Viridiplantae; Streptophyta; Magnoliopsida; Poales; Poaceae. The transcript has 4 exons. Gene Ontology annotation, cellular component: tRNA-intron endonuclease complex.